CGUCACUGCGAGGCGGUGGGAGGAGUGAAAAGAGCAGCAGCGUGUCUCCAGAAACAUGAAACAUGGACGAGGAGGUGGCGGAAAGUUGGGGGGAAGCUGCUGAAAACGGGGAAAUGGAAAAGCGGUUAGCGGAGAAGCUAAGAAUCAGCCAUAGAGAAAAAGAGUCCAGUAACCAUCUUUGUCCCCGCUCCCCACUGAGCAUGGCCAUGGUCAUCCAGGACGAUGCUCUUCCCUCAGCUCCGCCGCCUCAGAUCCGCAUCUUGAAGCGGCCAACCACUAACGGCUCGCUGGCCUCGUCUCUGAGUCACAACCGACCCACGCCGCAGGUCAAGUCCUUGGCUCAGCGGGAGGCUGAGUACGCAGAGGCCAGGAAGAGGAUUUUAGGGAGUGCCUGUCCGGAAGAAACCGCUCAGGACAAGAACAGCACAGACAGAUCCGCUCGCAACAACAACAGCAACAACAGUAGCAGCACAAUGUCGACUUCAGACGAGGACGUGCGCGCCAACAAGCACACCGUGAGACCACCUAGCAGUCCCGAUGGCACACGCGGCUUGAGGCAGCACAGAUAAGUGCAAAGUGCAGGAAAUAACCUGACUCACUGUGACCGCCAACCCUUUAAAAGGAAACUCCUCACUCUGCCUCUUUGCACCGCCCACCAAAGACUAGCAAAGAGGAGUGGGGGGGGCAUAAAACAAACACACCUCCCCCAGCAAUAAUAAUCAAGACAUUACUUUUUUAAAAUAAUUAUUAUUUGUGCUUUUUCAUCUUUUUGGGUCUUUUACAAGGAAUGCUGUUAUUUUUAUUGAGAAAACUCCUGACAGAGACUCAAACCAACAGAACAAACCACUCUUAAAUCCGCUUGAUGCUUCAGUUCUCUUCCGAGACACUAGGGGCGGCGUUUCCCACUGACCUAUAGGACACAACAAAGACGUAAUUGGACGCAGGAAUAGCACUCCUUCCACUUUAAUACAUAAAACAUGCAUUUUUAUCUUUAGCCAAGUCACUAUUACAUUAGUUUUACGGUCACUUUUUAGCAGCUUUUUGACACACAGGACAAUGUCAGCAUUAUUUUUUAACAAAACAACAAAAAGUCUACCCAUUAAAACUUGAUUGAUCGUCUGUUUGUAUGGAACGCUUUUAGCCCCUCCACAUGAAAAAGUGAUUUUCUUCUUCACAUCUCAUAAACGCCAUCGCAGCGCCCUAGGUUGAACUCUGAGCCAACAUGGCUGCCGCUGUCGGAAAAAUGUUUACGUGACUUUUCGUGCAAUCGUCCGCUGCCGGAACCAGGAAAGGACAAGAAGUGAAGUCGCUGAAGGAAUAUUGUGGAUGUUUUUUUUCUACCAUCCCAUGUUUUUCUGGGUGCACCUUUUAGAGAAAGCAAGCCAUAAAAAGUGGAAUAACAAGAUGCAAAAAUAAAAUUCCAAUAUAAAACAAA
Nerophis ophidion (straightnose pipefish) is the source of this 1435-nucleotide messenger RNA. Its product is annotated as SUZ domain-containing protein 1-like. The coding region runs from base 63 to 569 and encodes 168 amino acids. NCBI's taxonomy places the organism in Eukaryota, Metazoa, Chordata, Actinopteri, Syngnathiformes, Syngnathidae. The transcript is spliced from 4 exons. The record is from RefSeq and is a predicted model, not a curated record.